Molecule: messenger RNA, 7089 nt
Organism: Pygocentrus nattereri (red-bellied piranha)
Lineage: Eukaryota; Metazoa; Chordata; Actinopteri; Characiformes; Serrasalmidae
Gene: adam23b
Product: disintegrin and metalloproteinase domain-containing protein 23
Exons: 26
Coding region: 183-2492 (769 amino acids)
Biological process (GO): proteolysis
Cellular component (GO): presynaptic membrane
Molecular function (GO): metalloendopeptidase activity
Source: RefSeq, a predicted model, not a curated record
UCGUGUGGGAAAGUAAAAACCCCACAGCGUCCUGCUCGAAGACUUAUCACUUUUUCCCCCAGCAGCUGGCCACCGCCUCCUGCGGUACAGGAGACCUGUAAAGCAUCUCCAGAAAGAACCAUGAAGAGACUCUCAGCAUCCAUACGUUAACACAACGCGAUCCAAACCACCAGCUAUGAAUCAUGUGGCUGAGGUUUCUCUCCCAUUUGAUUGUGAGCGUCCUCGUUUCCGGGCUCCGGUCCUCCAUCAGCACAACAUCGCUUGUGGAGAAUGAGCCUAGUGAGGAUGCUGUAUCAGUGCGGGUGGAGCAAGAUGCUAUUGCACCAGCACACACACAGAACAGGAGUGGUCAGGAGGUCGAACACACAAUCACAUACCCUUCUCGCCUCAUCUACUACCUGAACGAAGACUCAGAGAGCACCUACCAUAACCUCAACACCUGGGCCAAGACCCCUGGCCAACAGGGCCAGGUGGUUCAUUUGGCCCAAGCCACCUUUCAGCUUGAAGCCUUCGGGUACAGAUUCAUAUUGGACCUCACAUUAAAUAAUGACCUACUGUCCUCCGAUUAUGUGGAGAUUCACUACGAGGACAACAAAACCAUCCAGUCAAAGGGUGGUGAACACUGUUAUUACCGUGGUCAGGUGAGAGGGGUUGAGGCCUCUCGUGUUGCUAUGUCAACCUGUAAUGGUUUGCAUGGCAUGUUUGAUGAUGGAGUUCAUGUGUAUCUGAUUGAACCUUUGAAACAGACUCACUCUAUUGAUGGAGCUGCUAGACCCCAUAUAUUGCGCAGGACACCUAGUUUGCUGCAAUCUCAUGAGCCAGAGGAUGGAGGAAACAAGGAGGAGCUGUUGUUUUCUGAGCUGAAUCAUAUGUCUUGGCUCCGGCGCAGGAAAAAGCGAGCUAUGCCAAGGAAUGUGUUUGAAGAGAUGAAGUACAUAGAGCUCAUGAUUGUCAGUGACCACAACAUGUUUAAGAGGCAGAAAACCAAGCAGCAGACUCGGAACUUUGCAAAGUCUGUGGUCAACCUAGUGGAUGCCAUCUUUAAAGAACACUUAAACACACGUGUAGUCCUGGUUGCAAUGGAGAUCUGGACAGAUAAGGACCAUAUUCCAAUCAGUGUGAUGCCACUGGAUAUGCUGCGAGACUUUUCUAAAUAUCGUCAGCAGCACAUCAAGCAGCACGCGGACGCAGUUCACCUGUUCUCCAAUGUGACCUUUCACUACCGCCAGAGCAGCGCUGCAUUCUUUGGAGGGAUGUGUUCAAUGAGCCGUGGUGUUGGAGUGAAUGAGUACGGGUCUACAUGGACAAUGGCUGUCUCGUUAUCCCAGAGUCUGGCCCAGAACCUUGGCAUUCGGUGGGAUCCAGCAGCUAGAAAGAGCAAGGAAUGUGGAUGUGUGGACUCUUGGGUGGGCUGCAUCAUGGAAGACACAGGAGUGCAGCACCCUAGAAAGUUCUCUAAAUGCAGCAUAUCAGACUAUAAAGAGUUUCUUCUGAAGGGUGGAGGAUCCUGCCUCUUCAACAGACCCACUAAGCUGUUUGAGCCGACGGAGUGUGGCAAUGGCUACAUGGAAGUGGGAGAGGAGUGUGACUGUGGAGUGAGAGCCGAAUGCUAUAAGGAAUGCUGCAAGAAAUGUUCUUUGUCUAAUGGAGCGCACUGCAGUGAUGGACCCUGCUGCAACAACACCUGUUUGUUUUACCCCCGAGGCUACAGCUGCCGUUAUGCAGUGAAUGACUGUGAUAUUUCAGAGACAUGCUCAGGAGACUCUGGACAGUGCCCUCCGAACCUCCACAAACAGGAUGGCUACUUCUGCCAUCUCAACCAGGGACGCUGCUAUAGUGGGGAAUGUAAAACCAGAGAAAGCCAGUGUAAAUAUGUAUGGGGGCCAAAGUCUGGGAGCUCAGAGAAGUUCUGCUAUGAAAAGCUGAACACUGAGGGAUCUCACAAAGGGAACUGUGGUGAAAAUGGAGAGAAAUAUAUUCAGUGCAGCAAGCAUGAUGUGUUUUGUGGGCUUCUGCUGUGCACUAACGUUGGACAAAUGCCACGUAUAGGAUUAAUAAAGGGAGAGAUCACACCCACAACCUUCAACCACCAAGGUCAGCUAAUUGAGUGCAGUGGUGGUCAUGUGUUAUUGGAUGAUGACACUGAUCUGGGUUAUGUGGAGGAUGGGACUCCAUGUGGGCCAUCCAUGAUGUGCCUUGACCGUAAGUGUCUGCCCAUUCAAUCCCUCAACAUGAGUGCCUGCCCUACAGGACCCAGUGGACAUAUCUGCUCAAACCACGGGGUUUGCAAUAAUGAAGCGACAUGUACAUGUGAUGUAACAUGGGCAGGGACUGACUGCAGCAUGCCUGAUCCACCCAAAGAGCCCCCUCCCAGCGAAGAUGAAGGUCCAAAAGUGAGUGUGGCCACUAACAGGCUGAUAGGGGCUCUAGCAGGGACCAUUCUGGCCCUGGGGGUUCUGUUUGGAGGCACUGGGUGGGGACUCGAGUCCUAGUGCCACCAAUCUGAUCAUAGGCUCCAUCGCUGGGGCCAUCCUGGUGGCAGCCAUAGUGCUGGGGGGGACAGGCUGGGGGUUUAAGUAAGGACCGGCUGCAUGUACCUCCUUUCCAGACUGUAGCAUCCCUAUGGCUUACGCACUCCAGGAGUUGGGCUUCUGCUACAGAUAAAACCGUUUGAACUUAUAGACAUAGUGCAGUCAUGCAGAAACAGAGACACUGCUGUGUAAGGAAGGACAGAUGUUUUAUGAGAUUGUUGGUCAUCAUUAAGUAAUGGUAAGUGAUCAUGAACUGUGGCAGAACCUCAAAUGAACUGGAAAGGUAUAGCUAAAAGCUUGACAUGCAUGGUAAAUACAAAACUGUUUUGAUUCAUUACAUGCAAAACCUCUAAAUGGGUUAAAAUUAAUUGAUGCAAACAUAUGGCUUGAAAUCAGCUAGGGGAAUCCAGUUCCAGUCCUGAGAACCUUAAAAGCCAUUCACAGUGGUUUGAUGUGAAAUGCUUUAUUCUCGAGAAAUGAUCAAGUCAGAAUAAUUCACAGUGGUGGUGAUGAAAACCAGAUGUCUUAUGUGUAGUCCUCAAAAAAUUCCUCUAAAAGUUAUUAUACAAAAUUACUAAUACACAUCCUCAUGCCAGAGACAUUGGUUUACUAUAAUGCUUUUGGCAUAAAACAAAUAUAUUUUUCAUUACAUUCUGGACAAACAGGUAUAUGCAAGGUGUUCUAAGGCAAAAAAAGUACCCAAAGAACACAUCAAACUACUCUGAGUGACUGGGCAACAAAUUUUGGAUUUGGAUUUUGGACAAAGUUUGGAUUUUCCCUUUAACUGUUUAACAAGCCCUUAAUACACUGGGUCAGGUGUUGAAGAGUAAGGAAAAUGUGCUGAACAUCUCCAGGUCUAGAACUGAGAACCACUGGCUAAUAUCAAUAUUCAGUGGCAUCUGAAGUUUUAGUACUCAUAUGAUAGCACUUCACUGUAUUAUGUGGUUAUAAUUUAGCUGACUUUCCCUAUGCACUGAUCCACUGAUCACCUCCAAUAUUGACUAUUAGGCUCACUGAGUACAUGCAAUGCAUACGCCAAGCAAAACCUUGUAAUUAGCGGGUAAUUUAGUUUUAGUAUGUUUGCAUACACCAUCAUUGAGAGUGAAGAGAGUGAGAUCACUUCACAGAGGCUGGUCUGUGCUGGAGGGAGCCUUUCAGGGCUUCUGUGCUGUCAUUACUGCCAUGAUUUUUUCUCUUGCUCCAGUAUGGAUCAUGGCUGAAAGGGCAAAAGGGGUGGCAGGGGUGGCAGCCAGGGGCCUUUGUAUCAUGGCUGUUCAUUUACACUGCCAGCUUCAGUUCCCACAGGGAGAUUUCCACAGGAUCUGCGCCUACUGCACAGAUCUGGUACAUGGCUGAGGCCCAGGACAACUCUCACGUCACUUCUGCUCACUCUCUGCCUGUCCGCAUGAAAGGGCAAAUGAAACCCAUCAUCAAGUCUUCAUCACUGGGUUGGAAGUCAUCAUAUUGCUCCUGACAUACAUCGUUUUUCUCUGUCCAAAAUUUCUUUGGUCAACAUUACACUAAAUACACUGUUCUUUCUUGUGAAGAUCUUGAUAGACAUGGCCAUAUAGCAACUGGAGGAUCACUGCACUGCAUAGUUUAGUGUUUUUUCAACACUGCAUGAUUUAGCUUAUCAAAGCUCAAUUAAGAAAACAUUAGGCUAUGUGGUGCUGUGGGCUUCCACUAUGUUUUUGCAAUAUAACCAGAAGAUAUACAGUACUGUGCGACCACCAUUUGUUUGUUUAAUUUCUAGUCAAAACAGACAUUAAAGCAGCGCUAUGUAAGUUUCAAGGAUUUGGAGACCUGUCUGGUGAUGUGUAAUUGCAGACAAUGUGCAGAAUAACAUUUUGUAAUGUUGGUUCUGUUUUGGACCCACAUAUGUGUAUGCAUCUGACAUGUGCAAGCUUAUUGAAAGAGUAUGGAAAGAACUCAGUUAAAACUUGGUGAAGUACAUGUCUUCGAGGGCUGUAAGUGAAUUAUCAAGUAAUAUUAUCAAAUUUCAUUAAUAAAAUGUUGAAUUGGCAUUUGAGACCUAAACAUUGGGCCAACUACAGUCCAUUUGCAUAAUGAAGGAGGAAGCCAAAAAAUGAUAAGGAAAAAGUUUACAAACCUGCAGUUUAAAAAAUGAUUAAAAGAUAUAGAGAAAAGGACUUUUAACAAUCAUUAUAACAAGAACAUCAGUCUCCAUCAGAUAAACAAUACUUUAAGCUUUCAUCUUUGAGAGAAAGGAGAAAAUCAAGCUGCAAUCUUGCUUCAGAUCUGAAAAAUAUCAUAUUUAGUUUUUGAGUCUUUGGCGUGAGUUUUUUGUUAUGUAUGUUCUCUGCUUUCUUUCCUAUUGUUGGAAAACUAGUAACUUAUACUUAUCAACCAUUUUAACUGGAAAUGAAAUAAAUGAUGGGCAGUCUCUUUAUUGCACAGCACUGUAUGGUUUCACAUAUUGUUUUAUUCUAUUACAGUUAUUACUAAAAAUGCUACCUUUAUAACUUUAACAUGCUUACUACUGAUUAUUUUUUAAUUAAAGGAAUGAUUAAUAUUCAGAACUGAAACAACAGAGGUUAUUUUUAAAAGCAUGGUUUAUAUCUGAUUGAUGAAGAUCAAGAAGUGAACAGUGGUUGUCAUGCUGCAUGCCCUUUGAUUUUUUAAAAUAUGGAAAUGUUUUAUCAAACCUGAUUGUUUCUUCUCUUUUUCUCUGCCAUCUAAACUGCAAGAAAUGUCAAAAAGCGACGGUACGACCCGAAUGCCAGUGCCAUCUAGUGGAGAGAGAAGAACACGACCCUCUGUUGCUUCUUUAGUCUACAGCUGGACUGCAAUUAUUGCUGCUCUUUUCUGGCAUUAGUUACUUGAAAAUAUUAUUAUAUAUAGUAGAGGAGAACUUAACAGAACACAUCUUUGUUGUGCAGCUUCUCAGCUCCAUCCUAUUUUUAACCCCCGACUCACUGAAAUGUCUUUAUAGUCUGGCCACUUCUAUCAUACCAACCAAACAAACCAUCCACAAUGGCAUGACCCCACAGGCUACCAGAUAAUCUUGGCACCCUGGCCAAUGGGGUGCCUGUCUACCACUGCAUUCAGAAAGUUAAGAGAACAGAACAUUCAUGCAUGUAACCAAAGGAGAAUGGAAAACAUGCCCUUUCACACUGAUAGGAGACCAUGUUGCUGCUUCUCUAGGAAUUUGAGAAGUGGAAAUUGGUCCUAGAUUAUUGUGAAAGCAUGACAAUUGCUCACAGAACUGCACCUACUCUAGGCCUCAUUAUACAUCUACAAACACUCCUACUCCCACAAUCCCUUUUGUGGUUAGUUUGAGUUGAGCCCAGCUACAUAUAGGCCUUAAUGAGUUACACAUAUCACUUAGUGACAAGGAAUAAGCUGGACUCUGGUGCAGAAUGAGUAAAGGUGCUGAUCUAUAACAACAUAUCAUUUUACACUGAAUAAAUGUUUCAGCUUUAGUUUUGAUUUUAAUAAAGCCUGUAUAAUGUGCAGUGUAUGAAACAUACAUUCAAAAUUAUCAUCAUGUUUUGCCCAAUCAUUGACCCUUAACACAACAUUAUAAAUGUAAGUGUAAUGUAAUCAUUUCACAUGACUUGUGCUGUGUAUAAGUAUGUACAUUGGGGGCCGUCAACUGAUCCAUUACCUGUGCUAAGGGAAGCAAAGGAAAUCAUAGGCUAACUUACUAUACAGGAUGCUAUUUUCCAUUGAGUUUGAUUCGAGUAGUGACUCAAAGCCAAAGAAUAUAAAAGGAAUGUGUGUGGGGUUUGGAUAUGGUACAUGAAGCACUUUGCCCCUUAUUUCUGUGGUCCAUAGGGCUGUAAAUGGAGGAGGUUUCCCCUGUAAAGUUAAACAGAUACCAGAAAAUGUUAUUUGAGACACAUCCCUGGCAGUUUCACAUUGUGCCACCAAUGUACCAUGCUAGGGGGAAUGUAUAAUCAUACAAAUACACACGUUUGAUUCAGACCUCUGUCACAGCACUUCAUUUAGCUCUCUCAGCUCAGCCCAUAGGGCUGAUCGCUUUGCUGCAUGCAUUCACUAUAGUGGACUUAUUAAUAUUUAAGGGAGACCACAAAACUCAUAAAGAACUAUACUACAGAGGGAUACUGUACUAAGAGUGCAUGUCAGCUACAGAACUAACUUUUAUUUACUAUGCAAAGAAAAUAUUGCACAAACCCAAAGGGUUGUUUGGUGUGAUAAUGAACACAGUAUCAUUAUAUACAGACCGAGGUUGCCAGUAAGGCACUUUUCCUUUUCUAAGAAUUAGCCAAAAUAUUAUAGGUAUCACUGCGCUUCAUACUAAAGAAAAUGCUUGACAGAGCUCAUAAGAGUGCUGAAUGAAUGUAUUUUACUUCUAUGGGAAUGAAUGUAUUGGGUUUUGAAUAAGUCCUGUAAUUACUUAUCUAUGUGCUGUUUCAGGUGAGGCUUUAAAAUCUCACUUUUUAAUUUUUUUUCAUUAAUGAACCACUAUUCCUGGGUGAGCUGUCCCCAUCACCAUGUUCAUUCACAGUACAUGUACAGAAAAAGUUAAUUCAAAAUAAAAGAAUGAUCAAUAAACUCUAAAUAUUUUGAAUUU